This is a messenger RNA of Durusdinium trenchii, 1929 nucleotides long. Lineage: Eukaryota; Dinophyceae; Suessiales; Symbiodiniaceae. The record is from the annotation of a GenBank genome assembly.
AUGGUCCAGUUGGAUCUGGAUAGGCGCUCUCCUUCUCGAAGACAUGGGCCCACUGCUAACACGUUCUCUCCUUUAAGAGAGGAUGGUGACGUUUUGCCUCUUGGCUUCACGAUUUUAUUCUUGUGGCUCUUUGGAAUCACCAGCUUUGUUGAGAAUGGUGCACUGUUUGCCAGCUUUGUGGUCUUUGCAGGAUAUGGCGUGGCAGUUGCUCCCUUCUCGUAUUUGUUGUCGUUCCUCUUCGCCAAGCACACUUCUGCCCAGAUCCUAUCGCUUGUCUUGAACUUUUUCACGGGUCUCCUACUGAUGCUGACAUCCUACAUUUUGAACUUGAUCGAGAAUACAAAGGAUGUAAACGAAUCAUUGAUGUGGAUAUACCGGCUUUUCCCCGGCUUUUGUCUGGGGCAUGGCCUUUUCGAGAUUUGCACCAAUUCAGUGAUCUCUCGGCAGCUCCAAACAGAAGUAAAACUGCUCGAGUGGGAUAUUGCAGGCAAGGAUGCAUUGUUCCUGUACAUUCUAGCGCCAACCUAUUUCAUUUUGACAUUGCUCAUCGAUUCCCUGGCCCAUUCACCGCUGGCAGCAUCUUGGCGCCAUUUGGAUCCUGCGGUGGAGCGCAUAGACGUUCAGGAUGAUCCGGAUGUGGCGGAGGAAGCGAAGCGCGUUGAGGAUGGCCAUAGCACCGAGGAUGUGGUGCGCUUGGAGAAGCUAAGGAAGGUCUACCGAACACCUGAGGGAGCUCCGAAGGUGGCAGUCCAAAGUCUGAGCUUCGGCCUGGCUUUGGGCGAAUGUUUUGCUUUUCUUGGCACGAACGGUGCUGGAAAGACGAGUACAUUGAGUAUGUUGACGGGUGCAAUAUUGCCCUCUGCGGGCAGAGCCUUUUUGGGCGGCUUUGAUAUUGUCCAAGAGCAACGCAAGGUGAGACGGCUCUUGGGCUAUUGCCCGCAGCACGAUGCUUUAUUAGACCGUCUCACGGUGCGAGAGCACUUGGAACUGUUCGGGCGGAUAAAAGGCAUCAGCAGACAGGAACUCCGACGGUUGUGUGAUCAAAUGAUGCAGGACCUUUCGCUGUCCCCUCAUGUGGAUAAACUGUCUAUGACUUUGAGUGGUGGCAACAAACGUAAACUCUCGCUGGCAAUUGCCCUCAUGGGCUCUCCACCACUUGUUCUUUUGGAUGAGCCGAGCACGGGAGUUGACCCCGCAGCACGGCGAUUGAUGUGGCACGUGAUCUCCUCUGUGUCAACACUACGAAGGGAGAGCACCGUGAUCCUCACCACCCACAAUAUGGAGGAAGCCGAGGCACUGUGCUCGCGCAUCGGCAUCAUGGUUGGCGGCAGGUUACGCUGCUUCGGCAGCAACCAGCGCCUAAAAGCACGCUUUGGCCAAGGGUAUCAGCUCGAGGUGCGCUUGCACGCACCAGAAGCGAAGGAUUUCCUUCAGAAACACCAGCUUCCAUCGUUGCUGGACGCAGUUGAAGUGAAGCGUGCUUGUGCUGCGCUGGGCCAGCCAGGCCGUGCUUCUCUGAUUCAUGAAGGCUGUGAAGAAGGGUUUCUUGUCUUCGAAGCUCUUGCUCGUGAAGGAUGUAUCUCGGCUUCAAUCUUUGCCCAGUGGUGGCUCUUUGAAGAUCGUGCAAACCGGCUUUCGUGCUUUUUGGAGCAACACUUCCCGGGCACAGCGCAGUUGGAGAGGCACGAGCACAACUUUCGCUUUCGACUUCCUCAGCGCUGCCCACUUGGCGAGGUCUUCAGAGUUUUGGAAGAGUCGCGAAAUGAGUUGCAUCUGGACGAGUAUGGUGUUUGCCAGGCCAGCUUGGAGCAGAUCUUCAAUGAUUUCGCCGCAUUGCAAGAGGAAGAGACAGGCCCAGUGCAAGGCCUUUUUCGAGAUGGUCGAUCACUUCAGGAUCGAAGUGGUUCUGUAGAAAUGAGUGUCGUGUGA